GCAAAAUAGUCAACAUCUGAGCUGGAGAAUGUGCUUGAGAAUACUUUUUCCUCCAUCUGGAACCAGUAGCACACAAAAUUAAGACUGGUAGGUUUGCAAAAAAAAAAAAGAAGAAGAAGAUUUGUGUUGAUGUGUAAAAACAUGGAGAAGGGCACAAAUUGUGUCCUCCCUAAAAGAGGGCACAUGUUGUGAUGAGACAUGGAGACCAAUCCCCUGUGUUGUGGGUGGGUAACAUUGGUCAGCCACAACACCCGAUUGGUAGGUCCCUCGAUGUUGGGUUCAAUCUGGCCAAUGGGGCGCAGUCCAAACAGAUCAAGGGACCUAUAUAGACCCAUGCACGUGACCCAGAGCUUCCUCUUUCGGCACGUGCAUCGGAACACCCACCCACCUCUCCCUAUAUUUAGGGCAUUUUGCGACUGACCUUGCUAUGCCGUCGUGUGUCAUCUGUCGUUGGGACAGGGGCACGGCAGGAAUUUUCCCCACUUGGCUGAUUGGCUGUUGCCAUUUGGGUUUUCGCCUGCCACGUAGCAAAUCGUCACAACUUGUAAGGUUGCGGAUAGCCACUGCUUCAUGUGAUAGGGGUGGAAGAAGGGUCUCGCCAUCUCUAUGUGAAGGGUAUUCCGUUAAAGGAAUCCAGGGACUCAACUGGUUUGGUCAACCCCUGAGAGGGCACAAACUGGACAUCCAAGCUAGAGUUGGUGAAAUUGCAGCAUUACAUAGAGUGUUUCACAUAUUACACAAGACAAAGCUAGAUGCUGAAGUCGUCAUGAGUAUAUUUGCAUGUCAGGUUUUGCAAACAAAUUUGUUCCAUUUCAGGAGCACACUUAAAAUGUCUUUGGCGUUGAAAAAAUAAUAUGUGAAAAGGUGUAAAGAUAUGGAGAAGCAUUCCAAAAUUUAUGGAAUAGCUUAUGAGUGCAUAUAAUAUGCUUUCCUUGUUCUUGCAUUACAGAGAAACAAGCCCACAUGCCAGGCUUCCUGUGGUGUUAUUGUCACUUUGCUAGCGUUACUAGAACUUGUUAUGGAAAAUAAUUGAAGCACCAAAUAACAUUCCCCUACAAGGAGAUGCCAAGAGAUGACUUAAAGGGCUACCAGGUUUGUGGUAGUCACUUGAAAGUUCUGUUCAUGCCAGUUCUCUGCCACAUACAUGCCAUACCAGCUAUAUGUAAGUUUAAUCUUUUUGCUUGCCCCUGCAAAUUUCAUUUUCAAGCAUUUAGAGUGACAUGCAAAACAUUUUGUUCUGUGCAUGGUGCCAAUUGUAUUUUCAAGGCCUUCUUCAUGAGCUGCUUGGUGUCUAGGGCUGGAGCGACCCAGACCUGAUAUUCGGUGCUCAUGACAGAAUUUCAUCCUGCUCAUAUACAAAACUGAUGUCGGGUUUUUCCAAAUCAAUAACUUCACCUUCUAAAAUUUUCCAGAAGAGCCUGUAACGGUUUUUAAUCUAUUCUAAAUGUCAGAACAAACAACAACUCUUCACAAAGCCCUAGCUGGAGGCAAAGAGAUGAGCAAGCAUCACUUCCAGGCCUCAUCCAAAGGUCUGUCUAUCAUUUGCCCUGCAUCAGGUUUCACGUUUGCAAACUUUGCUCAAGUACACAAUGGGGGGGGGGGGCAAGGCCGGAUUUAGGUUUGAUGAGGCCCUAAGCUACUGAAGGUAAUGGGGCCCUUUAUAUGUCCAGCUGUCCUUUGUCAUCAACAAAUUGUUGCUGUUUUUUGUGUUGAAUAAAUGCUAUAUGGUAAUUUCUGGACCUAAUAGGUAUCGAAAGCCAUUCGCACAUAAUAAAAUAUGUAUUUUAUCAAAGUAAUUGUUGAACUGAAAACAGUGAUAUUUUAAGGAGCAGGCUAGCAGGUGGGGUCCAUUACUUACAUCAUAGGAGCCUACACAACACAAAACACUGUUGCUGUAUGUAGGUUUCAUUUUAUUUGUUUUUUAUCUUAUAUUUUGGAAAUGUACAUCCAGGUGUUUUUUUCCUUUAAUUUUUUUGGGGGGCCCCAAGAGAGUGGGGCCAUAAGCUAUAGCUUGUUUAGCUUAUACGUAAAUCCAUCACUGGGUGGGGGAGAAGGGCUUACUUAACAUGCAUAACAUGCCACCUGUGCCACCAUUGUCCAGUCAAAUUUUUCUCUGCAAUCUAACCUACAUACAGUCACUUAACUGCAAGGAAUCAUUUAUAUCUUAUUUCCACACUGUGUGUGAGGAGAGCAAAGAAUAGAAACGGAGUCAGGUAUGGCAGGGGAGGAUAUUAGCCACUGUAGAUGUUUCAAGUGGUGUUCAUUAUCAUUAAGGAUCAAGGAGGAGUAUUCUAAAACAAGGAACUUUAUUUAAGCAAGCUUCCUUUCAACUGAUUACUCUCUCUGACCCCCCCAAUACUGUUGGACACCACCCCAACCUCUGAGCGGUGCAAGAUUCCAGGGGUUCCAGGCACUUAUUCCAAAAGGAAACACAAAUCCUGAAUGAGAAACAGCAGAGACUCUGGUGUCUUUAUGAUCUAUGGUUUAUAUUCACAUACAUAAUAAUAGAUUCAUAGAAUUGUAGAGUUGGAAGGGACCACAAGGGUCAUCUAGUCCAACCCCCUGCAAUGCAGGAAUCUCAGCUAAAGUAUCCAUGACAGAUGGCCAUCCAACCUCUGCUGUAAGACUUCCAAGGAAGGACAGCCACAACCUCCCGAGGGCGAUGGUUCCAGUGUCGAACUGCUCUUAUUGUUAGAAAGUUCUUCCUGAUGUUUAGCCUGAAUCUCCUUUCUUGUCACUUGAAGGCAUUGGUUCGAGUCCUACCAUCCAGAACAGGAGAAAACAAGCUUGCUCCAUCUGCCAUGUGACAGCCCUUGAGAUAUUUGAAGAUGGCUACCAUAUCUCCUCAGUCUCCUCUUUUCCAGCUCUGAAUUCUGAACAUCAUGCAGGCCCCAUGGCAUCGUCUUCUGUUGGUUUUAUUAGAAGGCAUCAAACUCUAAACACAUACUCUCCAACCCUUCUCCAACGAAAAUAGGUAUGACUUGCCAUACACUCCAGGGACGCAGGUGGCGCUGUGGGUUAAACCACAGAGCCCAGGACAUGCCGAUCAGAAGGUCGGCAGUUCGAAUCCCCGCGACGGGGUGAGCUCCCGUUGCUCGGUCCCUGCUCCUGCCAACCUAACAGUUCAAAAGCACGUCAAAGUGCAAGUAGAUAAAUAGGUACCGCUCCAGCGGGAAGGUAAACGGCGUUUCCGUGUGCUGCUCUGGUUCGCCAGAAGCAGCUUAGUCAUGCUGGCCACAUGACCCGGAAGCUGUACGCCGGCUCCCUCAGCCAAUAAAGCAAGAUGAGUGCCGCAACCCCAGAGUCGGCCACGACUGGACCUAAUGGUCAGGGGUCCCUUUACCUUUACCAUACACUCCAACAUUUAUCCAAUGAAAAUAGGGACAUCCUAAAGGAAAGCGGGACAUUCCGGGAUCAGAAACCGGGACGGCUUCUGUAAAUCUGAGACUGUUCCUGGAAAAGAGGGACACUUGGAGGGUCUGCAAACAUAAUUUUUAGAGCGGGUCUCAGAUUUGCAGGAAUGUCACAUGUUUGAUUCAUUGGUGGGAACUAUGUUCUCAAAAGCAGGUAGCUUCAUAAGAGUUAAGAUUCAUCCUGCACAUUUUCUUGCCGUGAGAGGGGAAGAUGUGCAGACAUUGUUAGAUUCACAUCUCAGGGGGCCUUUUUUAUCUUCUGCUAUUUCUAAUACAUUUUGCUUGCAGUGCCUUCGCCUGGCAUUUCCUCCAGCCCACUGAACCACAGGAAGUAGAAGUGGUGGGGAUUUGGAAAUAAUGACUUUGCUGAAGCAGAUCAUCUUGGAGAUGUCCCCGUCCCUUACACACAGAGAGAAUUCAGACCUCUGAGGACACCAUCAGGCAUAAUCGUCAAGUGCAAAGCCAUUUAGAAGACUGAAGGAAGGCAGGAGGUGCGAACAGUUCCCAUCCAUCAGGCUAAGCAACCCCAAAGUGACUGGCAGUAGCUUUAGCCUGGGUGGGUGACUUUGAUGGACAUGUGGCCAGGCACAAUGUAAUGCCCUUAGGAAAUUCAAAGGGAUCUGGAAAGGCAUGGACAAGCAUGGACUUGUUGCAACUGGGAACUGUAACUAUGAAGAGGUCUCAAACAGAGAAACAGUCGGGCAGGAAGUUAGCUGCAGGCUUUUCUGCAGGCGUUCCAAGUGGCAGUCAGACAGCAGCACGAAAAAGACCAAUUUCCUUUUUCCCAUUUGAUCUCAAUCUUACUGCUCAAGUGUAAAGUGGACUUGUCAAAAACCAGGCAAGGAUAUAGUGUGCUGUCUGCCCCCAAUCAUUUCUCUCCCGUAAGGAUGUAAACAGCUCGGCUUGCUUUUUUGACGGCUCAAGAACAGCACAUCUAUGAAAUCUCACGGUCUCCAUUGGGGGGAAGCGCUCAUGAGAUCCCUUAACUUGGAUAACAUCCUAUAGCACAAUUUCACCCCUUCCUUGUUCACAAAAAAUAAACACAAAGGGAU
This is a messenger RNA of Podarcis lilfordi (Lilford's wall lizard), 4465 nucleotides long. The record is from the annotation of a GenBank genome assembly. NCBI's taxonomy places the organism in Eukaryota, Metazoa, Chordata, Lepidosauria, Squamata, Lacertidae.